AUGCGUGUGGAUGGCGAUACUAAAAAUCACAGCAUUUACGUCACCCCACAACUCAUCUCGUGUCUGCCAGUUUUGAUAGAAUACCAUGAGGAUUUAGUAUCCUAUUUAAUCAAGUUUUUGCAAAUAGUAACAUUCCUGAGAAAAGAUAUAUGUCGUAGCGAAGAAGAGAUUUUAAGUUUGCCACCAGACAGUACUGAUAUUUUUAAACGAAAUAUGUUGGAUCGAUGCAUGGAUAGACCAAAUCCAGAAUUUAAAAGAAGAAGAUACCCUAUGUUGGAACAAAUGUGUUAUGCUGAAUUCUUGUCAAGCUACUCUAUGAAAACAAAACCGAAACCAGAAGAUGAAGAUGACAGAUACUCACAUGGAAUCUCCUUAUCCGAAAUAUACCUGUUAUGUCCUCAAAAGAUAUGUUGUCUUUACGAAAAGAAAAGAAGGAGAAUUGUUAAGCAAAAACUCGGGUACUUACACAGAGAAAUUAUUGGAAAAUGGUGGAACUUAGAAAGGGAUAAAAUUCUUAUUCUGGCGCCAACUGGUGUUGCUGUUAUCAAUGCAGAGGGAAAUACAAUACACUCAGCCUUAGACGAAAUCUCAAUGGUUUCAAACAAGCUGCUGUUGCACAUUUACCAACGUCUAACUGAAAUAUUUGGAUGCGCAGAUGACAUUCCAUUUGCAGGAAUAUCUGUUAUAGCGUGUGGGGAUUUCUACCAACGUCCAUCAAUUCAAAUUCCUGAACUAACAGAAGUUAUGAGGCAGCGUGGUGAUCAAUGUUUGAUUGAAUUAUUAAACAAUAUCAGAGAGGGAAAGUUAGAAACGCAAAACGAAGAUUUACUAAAAUCUAAAUUUAUUUUUCAAAAUGACCAAACUACCCCAAAGAUGUGA
Messenger RNA from Hydractinia symbiolongicarpus, 879 nucleotides. RefSeq lists its product as uncharacterized. The coding region runs from base 1 to 879 and encodes 292 amino acids. The record is from RefSeq and is a predicted model, not a curated record. NCBI's taxonomy places the organism in Eukaryota, Metazoa, Cnidaria, Hydrozoa, Anthoathecata, Hydractiniidae. The transcript is spliced from 5 exons.